This is a messenger RNA of Oreochromis niloticus (Nile tilapia), 1397 nucleotides long. RefSeq names its product progonadoliberin-1 (gene gnrh1). Gene Ontology annotation, biological process: multicellular organism development; reproductive process. Lineage: Eukaryota; Metazoa; Chordata; Actinopteri; Cichliformes; Cichlidae. Gene Ontology annotation, molecular function: gonadotropin hormone-releasing hormone activity; gonadotropin-releasing hormone receptor binding. The transcript is spliced from 4 exons. The coding region runs from base 998 to 1306 and encodes 102 amino acids. The record is from RefSeq and is a predicted model, not a curated record. Gene Ontology annotation, cellular component: extracellular region.
CGAAACAGUACAGAGACAGUGAGUGAAUACUUUGGCUAUAAAUUAGGUAGUGAGUACACAGAAAGGGUGCUUCAGAUGAAGCACGUGAAGAUUAAACUAUGAAAAAGGAAUGUAUCUAAAAGAUUUUAAUUAAAUUGCUAAACAGAUAAGCUACUCAGAAACACGACUGUGUUUGAGCAGGAACAGGAAGUGAUACUCUACCACAAAGCGAGCGAACCUGUGUGAAAAGUAAUUCCACCCACCCUCCACCACCUUCCAUCUUCAAAAAACCACUUUCAGGAGAUUUUAGCACACAAUCCUGCUGGUACAUUAUGGAAUGAACAUGGUCAAUGGAAAUGAUACAAGGCAUGAUGCAUUCAUGCUUUCAUUAUUUACACCAAAUUCUGACCCUACCAUCCAAAUGUUGCAACAGAAAUUGAGACUGGUGAAUCAGAAUGUUUUCCAAAUCUUAUGUUGUCAAAUUUUGGUGAGCCAAUUUAAACUGUAGCCUCAGUUUCCUCCUCUUAGCUGACAGUAGUGGCACCUGGUGUGGUCUUCUGCUGCUGCAGAUCUUCUUCUGCUUACCCUGGUUGUUAUAAUUGGUUAUUUGGGUUACUGUUGCCUUACUGUCCGUUCAAAGCAGUCUGCCCAUUCGCUCACAUCAACAUAGCAUUUUUGCCCAGAUAAGUGUAGCUCUGUAAAACAGAUGUUUGUGUACAUCAGGGUACACAUGAGGUGAAAAACAUACCAAAGCAGUUCUGGAAUAACUGUCAUAUAUCUUGUGAAGUCAGUUCAAAGUACAUCAUAAAAUAAUCAGAAACUGCAAGAAUCACACAUCAGGUGCAAUUGUUCAAACAGCUCUGUGGGUUGCCAGAGUUGCCAAGUGUUGCUUAAUCCCACUUUGUGACCCCCUGUAGUGAAGUGUUGGAGGAAACAAAGCACAGUUAUAUAAACCUUGGAAAAUCAUGUGCAGCAGACUUCACAAAGGACAGCAGAAGAGAUCAGAAGUUCUCUUCUAAUGCACAGAAGCUUUAUCCUCAGAAUGGCUGCAAAAAUCUUGGCACUGUGGCUGCUGCUCGCAGGGACGGUGUUUCCACAGGGCUGCUGUCAACACUGGUCAUACGGACUGAGCCCAGGAGGGAAGAGGGAUCUGGACAACUUCUCAGACACACUGGGCAAUAUGGUUGAAGAGUUCCCACGCGUCGAAGCACCUUGCAGUGUUUUUGGUUGUGCAGAGGAAUCACCUUUUGCCAAAAUGUACAGAGUGAAAGGACUUCUUGCGAGUUUGGCCGAGAGGGAAAACGGACACCGGACAUUCAAGAAAUGAAAGAUUUCUUUGAUUCUACAAUUCAUUUUUUAUAUAAGCAUAAAACAUUUUUUUGUGAAUGUUGCUCUUGUUUUAUAAUCUAAAAUAUAAA